Molecule: messenger RNA, 3502 nt
Organism: Hydractinia symbiolongicarpus
Lineage: Eukaryota; Metazoa; Cnidaria; Hydrozoa; Anthoathecata; Hydractiniidae
Product: pyridoxal-dependent decarboxylase domain-containing protein 1-like
Exons: 25
Coding region: 377-2635 (752 amino acids)
Cellular component (GO): intracellular membrane-bounded organelle
Source: RefSeq, a predicted model, not a curated record
CCGUGUUUCCAGAGGCAAAAAUAUGUAAGCAAAUACAGCGUUAACGCGAAUCCCUACGGACUAUUUUUACUCGAAUCUGAUUGGUUGCGAUUUUCGUCAUGACGAAAAGUUGAAUUGGUUUCUACUUUUCGUCACAAAAAUCGUAGCGAAUAUAUCGUCCAGUGGAGAUUCGGCUUUAGGGCCGCUAAGUCGAGAGCAGAUCAGGGGGCGGUUAUUGGUUGAUAAAAACAUCGUAAACAACAUAAUUUGCAAAAUCAGCAAUUUUAAGGAAAUCCAACGUGUCCAUAGUAGGAUUUUUUUGUGCACCUGAGUAACGUUUUAAACUAACAAUCUAAUACUUUGAACAGGUCAACAGUCGUGGCUUUUCUCGGAAAAAAUGGCUGCUGAAAGUCAGUCGUGGCAAGCAAACCUUGUGCAAGAAGAGGGCGAAAGUACUAUAACAAACACAAACAAGAUGGAAAUAACAGAUGAUGCCAAUGAGGGUGUCAGCAAAGAUUUUCAAGCCUUCAUAAAACAUAUAUUCUCAAGCAACAGGCAAGAGAAAAACUCCAGUGAUUUUCAUGUGGACAAAGGUGUGCAUCUUUCUGAAGUUUUGUCAAGACUUUCUGCUGUUGUGCCAAAACACGAUGGAAGAAUUUGUCCUCCAGACACGUACAACCAUAUAUGUAUGCUAUCACAGAGUGUCCAGGGGUAUAUGCAAUUGCUAAAACCUGAACAAUUAACUGAGACGUGUGAAAAAAUAAAAAAUGACACAGAAAAGUGGCUGUCAACGUUAUUUGGCUUGGACAGCAUGUCAUCAACUUUUCACAAUGAUAAACUAGAUGGAUUAUUAAAAGUGUGCAGACUAGCCCUACAUUCGAAAUAUAAUAAAUAUGCUACAGAUGGUUUCACAGCGUUAUACACCAGACCUCCUGUAGUUUAUCUUAGUGCAGCCGCACCUCCAGAAUUUGGAAAACAGCUAAGAAGUGAGCUUGGUCUUCCACAGUCUAGUAUAUGCAUAGUUCCUUGCAAUACAAUGUUUGGUUCUCCUUACACUAUGGACAUUGCAGCAUUUGAACGACUUCUAACAGAUGAUGUUUCUUGUGGGAAAACUCCACUUAUAUUGAUUGGUUAUGCUGGUACACCUUUGUCAGGACACACAGACAACCUCGGUCGGUUGCGCGAAAUAUGUACUCAGUCAGGUGUAUGGUUUCAUAUUGAAGGAGACACAUUAGCAAAUCUUACAAUGGCACAAGUUCAGCCAUCUAUACAAGUGGCUACUUCAGCUGAUAGUUUAACAUUAAAUCUUUCAAGAUGGUUUGGUAUACCAACAUUACCUUAUUGUACAUUUUAUAGAACGAAUAGUCCAGUAAUGGCACACUCAGGACUAUGUACCAAUAUUUCAGAGAAGCUGAUUGUCCUCCCACUAUGGGUGAUCAUUCAAUUUAUGGGUACGCAUGACUUGAAGAAGAUAAUUGAACAUGCUUCUGGAUUGUCUCAACAAAUGUGUAAUAGAUUGGAUAUUAUAAAUGGUAUUAAACGCAUCGAGCAACCGACAGGAGUUUCACCUGUUGUCAUCUUUAAAUACAAAGCAUCACCAUCACUUCCAUUGUCAAUAUCUUCAAAAGACAGUGAAGACAUACCUACAAAAAAAGCCGCUCCACGUGGAAAGCUAGACAUUUCUCCAAAAUUAGUGGAAGUAUUCAAUAAAUUGAUAGUAGAAGACUUGGAAAACACAGUACCAAAUGUGAGUCUUGAAACUGUUAAUAUACCACGAGAAGGAACCUGUCUUAAAUUUCAUCCGCUGCAGACAUCAAGAAGUCAUAGUACGAGUAAAAAUGAUGUUGACGAAUUCGUUGAACAACUACAAACUAAAAUCGUACAUAUGGACUAUACGUUGAUCAAUCGAGUUUCUUUUCAAGAGUGUUUCCAGAGGGUACCUGACGUUGUACUUAUCGAUGUGUCAGAGGAACCUGCCAUAGGAGCUUUCCAGUGCAUACCAAAAUAUUGGAAAACCAAAAGCAUGGCCAACCUCUCUGAUGUAAAAAAACAUGAGGCGAACGAACUGAAUACAAACAUACACCAUGGUUUAUCGCACCACUAUAAAUGUUUAGAGCAACGCACGUUACCAAAUGGACAAGUCUAUAUUCAAGUCGGAAUUGUGGACGAAACUUUUAACCUGCAGCAGUUUGCUGACAUAGUUUUGAAGUGUACUAUCGACAUGGAAGACAACGUCAAAUUUGUUGAAAGUCUAAAAGACAGUGUUCAAAAAAGCAUAGAAGAGGCGCAAACUAAACUCGAGAGAGAACGUGAAGAGAAAUUUUUUCAAGAUGGCGUAUUACGAAGUGUACCUUUGGUUAGUUCCCUUUAUAAUUGGUGGUCGCCUCCUCCCAAAGAAAAUCAUGGCGUUACAGGGCGUUCAUUUGAUUUAUCAUCAGGCAAACUUGAAACGACUGAACAAACAUACAAGUAUAAAAUGCAGAUCCACGAUGAUCAAACAGAUACACUAUCUCAAGUUUCUCAAACGUCUCAAAACACGCAAAAAGAUGAAAAUACUGUGAUGGAGGGUGUCGAAGAAGAGCACAAUGAAGAACUGUCAGAGCAUAACUCUGCUGGAGAAGAAAGCGGGUCGGAUGUUAAAGAAUCGGACGUAUGAUAGGAUAUCGGCCUGAACGUGUAGGGGCAAUCUAUAUUCAAAAGUUCGUUCAUCGUCAAGCGCCGCGUGGAGGCGUUUAGCUGUGAUAACGCGUUGUUUUGCCUGGAUGAAAUUCUCUCUUGGUAAAAAGUAUAUGGUUUUCGCUUUUGUUGUGAAGUUUGUCGUCAACAGGGAUAACUAUAAGAAAAAAAAUGAUACGCGAGGCAAUCAAGUCGAAAAAACAUAUCAAGGCAAAUACAGCUACUUUCCAUACUUCCAUUAACAGCAAAAUACCCGCGUAUCCACCAAAUCCCGCAUUUCUGUUUAAAGUUUCAAAAUGGCGAUGAACGACUUUCAUACAUAGAUGGCCUUCAUUUCAAAGGCACCUUUUAGGCGUCGGCCGUCCUGCCGUGUUGACUUCGCAUCGUCGUGUUUUUCCGACUGGUUUUUGUUCACGCUUGUUUAUUUGCGCUCCUAAUUAAGGAAAUCUGUCACUCCCAACGUGUUCUUUUUAUUUGUUGAUUAUGCAUUUAUUUUUUUUACUGUAUCGAUAUCUCUUUUUUUCCUACUUACUACUGUGGGUUUUUUUCACAAUUUUAGAUCGUGAACUAGUAACUCUCUGCGUUUUCUGCUUAUUACAAAGUGUUUAAUCCGUAUAAGCAAUUCCGGCGUACAAUUGAGACCCCGUAUUCGGUCCAUAUUUACUCGAAGAAGCAGUUCUGGUGUACAUUCGAAGUCCAGCGUAUAUUUGAGGUUCGAUGUGAGUUCGUGUGUGUGAAAUGUUUGUUAUAUCAAAGUCGUCAUUGGCAUGUGGUAGUAUUUAUAAUGAAUAUAUAAUUUCUUGAAUUGUGAAUAUCUAAAGAGCAGAAAAUGUUUUUUUGUCUUCGA